Molecule: messenger RNA, 3251 nt
Organism: Mytilus trossulus (common blue mussel)
Lineage: Eukaryota; Metazoa; Mollusca; Bivalvia; Mytilida; Mytilidae
Product: fas apoptotic inhibitory molecule 1-like
Exons: 4
Coding region: 98-583 (161 amino acids)
Biological process (GO): negative regulation of apoptotic process
Source: RefSeq, a predicted model, not a curated record
CGGUAAAAUAUUUACUAGAUCCGAAAUACCUGUGUCUGGUUAUAGGUUGGAAAUUACAGCUGAUUUCAUUUAAUAUUGUGAAAGUAAAAGCUGAAAUAUGUCAAGCCUUUUGACAGCUUUCCGUAUUUCUCAAAUGAGGAAAGCUGAAAUUAAAAGAAAGGAGAAAGCGGCUGAAAAAAAGAGGAUGAAAGUGCAACGACGUGAAAGGAAAGAACAACAACAAGCAAGAUUAUUCGAAGAAUCACAAAUAGACAAUAACAAUCCCAUAUCUAAUCCAGUGGAUAUACCGGAAGCACAAUACCUGCCACCUGACCAAGAUGGAGAACCAGCUACAAAAAUCUGGACUUUCCUCCUCGACGAAGAACCAUAUAGCAUCGUAUUCUAUAAAGAUACGCUUGAUGUCUACCUUAAUGGUGAGGAAAUGGAUUGCUUGAACAACUUUCCAGACGAUGAUCACAGCGAUGCUACUGUUGAUUUUUGUGUUGGAGCCCACAAAGCUAGGAUUUCUCUACAGAGUGCCGGUUGUAGUAACGCUACAAUAAACCAGAUGCUCACAAUUGACGGUAUACCGGUCCCGGAAUAGAAAUGAAUCAUCCGGAAUGAAAUGGCCAGCUGUAAUAUACACAGAUACUUUUUUUUUAUUUUACAUAUGACACGAAUUUUCUCUAAAUUCAGACAUUUUUUUUGACAGAAAUUAUGAAAAGAGAGCUAUUUUUAUCUUUUUAUUAACCUGAAAAUAAUGUCUUCAGAUUUAAAAUGUGAUAUUCAAUUUAUACUGUGAUAAUUACGUAUCAGCAUAUAUUGCUAUCUACAUUAUACUUAUCCUAAUAUCAAACAUAAGGAUUUUUUUUUUCAAAAUUAAAAUAGUUUUAUUGUGUAAUUUGAGAAAAGAAAUGAAGACCUUUUCUGCUCAUGAAAACAGAAGAAUAAUGACACAUUUUAUUAUUUGACUUGUGCUUUUGAAGUACAGAAAUUUGUAUUCAAUAUCUGAGGCAAGUAAUACUCAGGAAGAUUCUUUUUUUUCUGGAGAGACUAGAGAGGCAAGUUAUGAUACUAACGUAUGAAUGACUGUAUUUUUCAUAUUUAUGUCCAUUUUAUCUAUCAAUGCACUUGUUAUGGUUACAAAGAUCCCGUCCAAUAUCGAAUGAUUUUCCAACGCAAAUGGUAUUGUCCCUAUUUUUUGGGGUAAUACAACCGUUUUGCCUUUAUUUUUUACAAAUGUUCAAUUCCAUAUAGGCAAGGGCAUUUCAGUUACUAGUAGAUAAAGUUGCCUAAAUCAAACUGCACCAUGCAAGAAAUGAUCAUAAAAAUUAAAAUAUUUAUGAAAAAGGGCUAACACAAAUCAUAUUUAUUGCAGUAAAUUUUCUGGACGAUGCCCAAUUAGGAAAAUUUUCAGUCAACUAUAGAGCUGUAGAAAUUUUACUACUUUUUUUUUUAGGAAAUACAAACAAUCAAAUGGCUGAUGCAUCAUACAGUAACGGCUAAUUCGAAAUAAGUAACAUUUACAAAAACAAGUAUCGAAAUUUUGGAUAAAACAUUCAAUACAUCGUUUAAAUGAUUAAGAUUUCCUUCGAUUUUCAUCAGGACCCUUGAAAAAAAAAUACACGACAUUAAGUUUGAAGUAUUUUUGCUUUAUUUUCCACCGGAACAAUACCAUGGCUUUGGAACAUUUUUCGGUAUAAGUUAUCCUCGAUCAUAACAUAGUAUAUAUUUACAAUAGGGUUUUGUAUUUAUAUGACUUUAAGAUAUCUUUUUAGAAAUUGCCUGUUAUUAUAUUGUUAUGUUUAUAUAUCAUGUUAUAGCAAAAAACAUAUAUGUGAUUUAAUUUGUCGUAUGUAAUGUUGUCCAAAUGUGUGUUAUUGUAGAAAUUCAAAGUAUUUUUUAAAAACCGUCUUUAUUUUUUAUUAUUGUUUCAACUGCUGUUUUUUUUUGUGAUGACGCUAAUGUCUGAUGUGCUGAUUGUGUUUUAUAAUAUUAAGAGAUAUGUUAAAUUUCUAGUUUUAUUGUUAGAUAAUGCUUAUAUAUUUUAAAUGAUUCUACUUUUUUUUUUAAACAAAAUGUCUAUAGAUAACUUUACAUUUUAUUUUUGUUUAAUGUUAAUUUAGUUUUUAUUCAUGUGAUAAUGAUAUAUAAAUAAUGCCAACUGUCCUCAACGUUAGAUUGUUUGCAGUGAAAAUUAGUAUUUGUCCAUCAAAAUGCCCAUUUGGUAAUUCUUCACUAAAAUAAGAAACUAUAUAUUGAAAAUUAAAAGAAAAUUUGUUAUUUAAUGAAAGCCUAUUUAAAUUAAUGUGAUACCAAUAUAAUAUGUCUUUAACUUUUUUUUGGGAAAAUUAGAAAUGUGUGAUUGGCAAAUUCAAAAAAAAUAUUCACAAGCGUCAAUUUUCGAUCAGAUUGUUAAAAAAAUAACCAAAGUUUGUAUGUGCAUGUUUGAGGAUUUUUUUAUAGCUGAUAUCGGGAUUUUUGUUUUGUGUCUGUAGAAUUUUUAACGUUUAUAAGUUAUUUGAAUAAAACUAACACCACCUGAAAAUUUUACCAUUAAUAUGCAGAAGUUUUUCAACGUUCAUAAAUAGUAUUUCGAAAUCAUCUUCGGCUGUCGUCUGCCCUUUGAUCUAGUUGUUCUCUCUUUGACACACUCCCCAUUUCCAUUCUAAAUUUCAUUGAACAACAUUUUUUUAAAAGAUCUAUUUAAUAGACCUGCAUGUUUGUUUAUAAAUACAAUUGAAAGAAAAAGACCCACGUAUAUAUUGAAAAAUUAUACCCCUUUGCAAGGCCUCAAUCUGACAUAGAUACCCGCCCAUUUCCACCUUAAUUGUGUUAAAGGUUAAUGCAGCCAUAUGCAAACAAACAUAAUCCAUUUCACAGUAAAAUGGAAUAAAAAAGAAUUGAUCAAAAUAUUGUAAUAAUCAAUUGAUACAUUUUAAAAGUUUCAUUAGUUUGUAAAGACUUAUUAUAAUUUUAAUUGCACAGAUAAAAAUGUACCAUUGUCAACAUUUUGAAAACGGAACCACAUAAACUGGGUCUGUGGUCAAUGAUUAUGGAUCUUUCUUGUUUAUUAUAUACGUUUCUUGUUGAAACUUAUCGUCUCUUAUGGAUUUUGUGAACUUUGUUAAAUUUCAUAUUUAUAUUUGCUGAACGUUUACGAAAGGCGUUAUUAUGUAGCGCAUUGAUACUGCAUAUAUAUGUUAUGUUAGUAAAUAUAUGUAACAAAAAGUAUUGACAAUUUAGAUAUUAAAAUGCUCUUUGUUAAAUUG